AUUGUAGUCGGCAUCAGCCAUGCCUCUAAAGGACUACCUGCGCAACGCCCUCAAUCUGACCGUCUUUGGCACGAAUUACCCGCGAAUUACGCAUUCAAAAAGUUGCGCGAAUCCGUCAACAAGACGAACUGGAUUUCUCACGGUAGACCGGCCGUUGUCAAUGCUUACUAUUCACCACUAGAGAACUCGAUCCAAUUUCCGGCCGGUAUCCUUCAAGGCGCAUUCUUCGGCAAAAACAGACCCGCCUACCUAAACUAUGGCACCAUCGGUUGGGUUAUUGGGCACGAAAUCACGCACGGAUUCGAUGAUCAGGGACGUCAAUUCGGUCCCGACGGCAAUUUGGCCGAAUGGUGGGAAUCGCCGACCAAGAAAAAUUAUUUGGAGCGGGCCCAGUGCAUUAUUAACCAAUACGGCAAUUACUCAUUCCCGGAACUCGGCUUGAAUAUCAACGGAAUCAAUACUCAAGGUGAAAACAUUGCCGUCAAAGGCAGGAUCAAGGAAGCCUAUCGAGCCUACAUCAAAUACGCGACAGUACACUCACGAUCCGGUUUCGAGAACUGGGAUCAAGUCGAGCAGCGAUUGCCCGGCCAGUACAAUGUGAGACAAUUGUUUUGGCUGGGAGCCGCCAACGUGUGGUGUCAGAAAUCACGACCGGAAAGCUUGAAACUGCACAUCCUGACGGGCGCCCACUCUCCAUCCCGCUUCCGCGUCCGUGGACCCUUCGCCAACAUGCCCCAAUUCGCAUCCGAUUACAAUUGUCCCCUAAGCAGUGCAAUGAAUCCAGUACAAAAAUGCGCCGUCUGGUAA
Messenger RNA from Daphnia pulex (common water flea), 807 nucleotides. Its product is annotated as neprilysin-2-like. The record is from RefSeq and is a predicted model, not a curated record. Gene Ontology annotation, molecular function: metalloendopeptidase activity. Gene Ontology annotation, cellular component: plasma membrane. Gene Ontology annotation, biological process: protein processing. NCBI's taxonomy places the organism in Eukaryota, Metazoa, Arthropoda, Branchiopoda, Diplostraca, Daphniidae.